Molecule: messenger RNA, 2573 nt
Organism: Morus notabilis
Lineage: Eukaryota; Viridiplantae; Streptophyta; Magnoliopsida; Rosales; Moraceae
Product: N6-adenosine-methyltransferase MT-A70-like
Exons: 7
Coding region: 136-2364 (742 amino acids)
Cellular component (GO): RNA N6-methyladenosine methyltransferase complex
Source: RefSeq, a predicted model, not a curated record
GGAGUUUGGGCUUUUGAGUUUGAGUGUUAGAACUCCAGUUUCAGUGAAACAGAUAUAUUAGUACAGCGUGGGAAAGGGAAACUGAUCACUGAUCAGAGCCGUAGAAGACAACAGAGAUUCGGUAAAGAAAAAUCCAUGGAAACUCAAUCAGAUGGCAACGAAGAAAUCUCCAUGGCCGCCAUUAAAGAGAAGCGUCAGCGUCUCGAAGCUCGAAUUCACUCCCACCACACCACCCACCUCCAGCUUCUAUCUUCUCUGCAAGCCCUAAUCGACCCCAACAUCGUCUCCUCCAUCGAUCUCUCUCUCAAGAUCGUCUCUUCCUUCGUAAAUCGCGCUUUCACUCCCACUCCUCCUCUUCCCGAUCCCAAACUGAACCCUAGAAUACUCCUAGAACCACCGGCGACUGAGCGUUCGUCUCCAGAAUCUCGCUCCCAAAACCCAAAACCCCCUCCCAAUUCGAACCCUAGCCCUAGUUUUAGCCCCAUUGACGAGAGCGGGAGUCCGCUUUCGGUGGUUCGGUCCAUGGUCGCGGUUUGUUUGCUCGAAAGAGUGCCUUUUUCUCAGAUUGAUUCGUCGACGGUGCUAAGGAAGCUUGAGAAUGACCAGACGGCGACCGCGGCGGAGAAAGCGGCGCUGCGAGAGCUCGGAGGCGAGUCCGGGGCGAUACUGGCGGUGGAGAUGGCACUUAGGUCGAUGGCGGAGGAGAAUGGCGGCGUUGAAUUAGAGGAGUUUGUGGUGAAUGGGAAAUCUAGGGUUAUGGUUGUGGGGAUUGAUCGGACCCGGCUCGUAAAGGAAUUGCCGGAGAGCGCGGGGCAACCGGAAUUGAAUUUGGGGGAUGGAAAUGGAAAUGGAAAUGGGAUUCAGAACCAGCAGCAAAUGGGUGGGGGUGAUGUUAAUGGCGGAAUGUUUGGAAUAACAGGGCCGAUUAGACCAAUGCCUGAUAUGUGGAUGGGACCGAUGUUUCCGAGGGGCGGUCCUAGGGGAAUGGGACUGAUGGGGAUUCCCAGAGGGCUUGCUGUUCCUCCGUUUCACCGGCCUCCAUUGGGGCCAAAUGCUGCGGCCAUGGGAGGAGGUUCUAAUGCAAUUAUGGCUCAGAAUCCCAGAAGUGAGGAUGAUGAUUUGAAGGACCUUGAGGCGUUGUUGAAUAAGAAAUCUUUUAGGGAAAUGCAGAAGUCGAAAACCGGAGAGGAGCUUUUGGACCUCAUUCACCGGCCGACUGCGAAGGAAACUGCUGUGGCUGCUAAGUUUAAAACCAAAGGGGGUUCCCAAUUGAAAGAGUACUGCUCAUCCCUAACAAAAGAAGAUUGCCGACGUCAAUCAGGUUCCUUUAUGGCAUGUGAGAAGGUUCAUUUUCGGCGAAUAAUUGCUCCACAUACUGACAUCAAUUUAGGGGAUUGUUCUUUCCUAGAUACUUGCCGGCACAUGAAGACAUGCAAGUAUGUUCAUUAUGAGCUCGAUCCAACGCCAGAUGUGUCUCCCAUGAUAAUGGGAUCUGCCACUCUUCCUCCUCCCAAACUGCUAAAGCCUCAGCGUGCAGAAUAUUGUUCAGAAGUGGAACUUGGUGAACCACAAUGGAUCAAUUGUGAUAUCCGUAACUUUAGAAUGGAUAUUUUAGGGCAAUUUGGCGUUAUAAUGGCAGAUCCACCAUGGGAUAUCCAUAUGGAACUGCCUUAUGGGACAAUGGCUGAUGAUGAAAUGCGCAAUCUUAAUGUUCCUGCACUGCAGACUGAUGGUCUGAUUUUUCUCUGGGUCACUGGACGUGCAAUGGAGCUUGGACGUGAAUGUUUAGAACUCUGGGGAUACAAGCGCGUUGAGGAGAUCAUUUGGGUGAAGACUAAUCAGCUUCAACGAAUAAUCAGAACAGGGAGGACCGGCCAUUGGCUAAAUCAUAGCAAAGAGCAUUGCCUUGUGGGAAUAAAGGGGGAUCCGGAAGUAAAUAGAAACAUUGAUACUGAUGUUAUUGUUGCUGAGGUUAGAGAGACCAGCCGUAAGCCUGAUGAGAUGUACCCUAUGCUGGAGAGAAUAAGUCCAAGGACAAGAAAGCUGGAACUAUUUGCUCGCAUGCACAACACUCAUGCAGGGUGGAUGUCACUCGGCAAUCAAUUGAGCGGAGUUCGACUGGUUGAUGAAGGCCUGCGGGCACGGUUUAAGGCAGCUUACCCAGAGGUAGAAGUGCAGCCUCCUUCCCCUCCCAGGGCUUCUGCUAUGGAAAUAGACUCUGGUGGUGCUCAAAUGAGGAAUUCAUUUUCAUCAACAGAACCGAAGUCCGCAGUUGCACAGUUUACAGAGCCUACAGCUCCAGGUGCACCCUAUGCUGCUUCUGAAGAGAAGCAAAUGAGCGUAGACGUUGAUAUUGUGAGCUAAAUAACUACACCAAUCAUAUGCCGACAGUCGCAGUGCCUUUUCCAUACGGGAAAAUCCACCUUGUCCAAUUUAUGAUGGUCAACGCUAGAGUUUAAAAAGGGGUCUCUUGAUCAUCAGCAAUUUUGUUGGAAGUUCUUACCUGUACUUAUUCUUUAGGGGGAAAUGUACCAUAUUAUGGCAUAAGCAUGUAAAAUAUUUUGGUUUUUGCA